Molecule: messenger RNA, 771 nt
Organism: Penicillium malachiteum
Lineage: Eukaryota; Fungi; Ascomycota; Eurotiomycetes; Eurotiales; Aspergillaceae
Product: signal peptidase complex subunit SPC3
Exons: 2
Coding region: 1-771 (256 amino acids)
Biological process (GO): protein targeting to ER
Cellular component (GO): signal peptidase complex; membrane
Source: RefSeq, a predicted model, not a curated record
AUGCAUUCCUCUCUCAACCGCCUCCAAACCGUCUUCGGUUUCUUCACUACCGUUGCGCUCGUAGUCGCCGGUGUAGCUGCACUCUCAACGCUGCUAUUCCCAACCGACGCGACAACAGCAUCAGUGCAGCUUAAGAAUGUCCAAGUAACCAAGGGCCGACCACACUACUACUCAACCAAGCGAUCCGAAUAUGCCCAAAUCCGCUUCGACCUAGACGCAGACCUCUCCCCACUGUUCAACUGGAACACAAAACAACUCUUCGUCUACGUCUAUGCUACAUACUCCUCAUCCGAUGAUGUCUCCUCGAGUGUUCGUGCCUCGGAGGCUAUAAUCUGGGACUCUAUUAUCCCUGCGCCAGCGUCGCCUUAUUCAUGGGAUAUUCUCAAGAGCAAAGCGCUAGAGAUUCUUCCUACGCCUAUUGUUUCUUAUAUCUCGCCUUCUUCCGUUAAGCAGGGAAAGAAGAAUGUUAAGAAUGCGGCUAGUAAGAAGGCUUCCUCGAAGAGUGCUAAGGCCGAGCCUGCGCCUGGUGUUCUUCGAUUAAGGGGCCAGAAGGCAAAGUAUCAGAUUAGUGAUAUUACAGGUCGAUUGGCCGAAAGGGAGAAUGUCACUUUGUCUGUUGGGUGGAAUGUUCAACCUUGGGUUGGAGCUCUUUGGUGGAGUCCUGGAUCUGGAGCUUUGCCUCACACGGAUGGAUCUGUUGUUACGAGUGAGUCGUUUGAGUUUCCGGCUUUGAAGACAAAGAAGGUGGAGGGUCAGACUGGGAGUGUCUAA